Zymoseptoria tritici IPO323 is the source of this 829-nucleotide messenger RNA. RefSeq lists its product as uncharacterized. NCBI's taxonomy places the organism in Eukaryota, Fungi, Ascomycota, Dothideomycetes, Mycosphaerellales, Mycosphaerellaceae. Bases 1 to 720 code for a protein of 239 amino acids. The transcript has 3 exons. Gene Ontology annotation, cellular component: nucleus; cytoplasm. Gene Ontology annotation, molecular function: protein binding. The record is from RefSeq and is a predicted model, not a curated record.
AUGGACGAAGAACAAAACGCCAAAUUCGCCAUCCACGCGGCGUGUCGCGAGGGACAGACCCUCAAAGUCGAAUCCCUCCUCGCCGCCGACCCCCGUCUCUCCACCCUCCGCGACCCCGACGACCGCCUCCCCCUCCACUGGGCCGCGUCCUACAACCGCCUCCCAAUCCUCGACCUCCUCUCCGACCUGAAAUCCUUCGACCCGGACGUCCAAGAUGGAGCCGGCUGGACCGCCUUGAUGAUGUCCUCCUCCCUCCGCGAUGGCGACAGCGCAGUCGACCUCUUACUCUCCAAAUCCGCCGAUCCCUCCAUUGAAACCCACCUUGGUCAAACAGCGCUACACUUUGCUUGCUCCAAGUCCAAUCUCGACACCGUGAGGAAGUUACUCGCACACGGCGCGAGCGCGAGGGUGAAGGAUAAAAGGGGACAAUUGCCGCUCCACCGUGCUGCGGCGGUGGGGAAUGUGGCGGUGUGCAAGGUUUUGCUGGGAGAAGGGAGGAGUCCGUUGGAUGCGACGGAUGUGGAUGGCUGUGCGGCGAUUCAUCAUGCGGUUGCGGAGGGGCAUGGGGAGGUUGCGGUGGAGUUGUUGAGACGCGGGGCGAGGAGUGAUGGGAGGGAUGGGAAUGGGAAGUUGAUGAUUGAGUUGGCGCCGGAUGAGAGGGUUAGGGGGUAUGUUUUGAGGAGGGCGGAGGAGGAGGGGUUGGAGGUUGUGAGGAGUUGAUGGGGAGGGGGAUGCUACGAUGGAUGGACCAAGGGUCUUCAGACUCUUCACGAAUAUGGGUCUGGCAAGGUCUUCUGCAUCCCAGUCGACGCCAUGGCAGAUCAAAGAA